UUCCAUCCUAUGGCAGGGAAGGCGUGACACGGUUUGGGAUUAGCGCAUGCGCAGAGAGGUGAGACGCAGAGACCUUCAGCCGGGGACAGUAAACAUGGCCGUGCCACCUACAUACGCAGACCUGGGCAAAGCCGCCCGAGAUGUUUUUAAUAAAGGAUAUGGAUUUGGCCUGGUGAAGCUGGAUCUCAAGACCAAGUCCUCCAGUGGAGUGAUGGAGUUCACAAGCAGCGGCUCAUCCAACACUGACACAGGGAAAGCAUCAGGCAACCUAGAGACAAAAUACAAGAUGAAAGAGGCUGGAGUCACCUUCACCCAGAAAUGGAACACAGACAACACCCUGGGGACUGAAGUGGCCAUUGAAGAUAAGUUGGCAACAGGUUUGAAGCUCUCAGUGGACACUACAUUUGUGCCCAAUACGGGUAAGAAGAGCGCUAAGCUAAAGACCUCCUACAAAAGAGACCAUGCCAACGUGGGCAUUGAUAUAGACCUGGACUUGGCUGGUCCCACCAUAUAUGGCUGGGGGGUGCUUGGCUAUCAGGGCUGGCUGGCUGGCUAUCAGAUGGCAUUCGACACCGCUAAAUCCAGACUGGCACAAAACAACUUUGCAUUGGGCUAUACAGCAGGAGACUUCCAGCUUCAUACAAAUGUCAAUGACGGCACAGAAUUUGGGGGCUCAGUGUACCAGAAGGUUAGUAAGGAUGUGGAGACGUCAGUGAGCCUUGCUUGGAGUGCCGGCAGCAACAACACUCGUUUUGGCAUUGGGGCCAAGUACCAGCUGGACUCGGGCACCACUCUCUCUGCCAAAGUGAACAAUGCCAGCCUGAUAGGUGUGGGUUACACGCAGACUCUGAGACCCGGAGUGAAGCUGACCCUGUCGGCCCUCAUUAAUGGAAAGAACUUUAGCGCUGGUGGCCACAAGGUGGGCCUGGGCUUCGAGUUGGAGGCGUAAUAGGAAACAGCCACAUAGGAAGAUCUCACCAGCCCUCUAUCCCACUUCCCUCCAGAGAUGAGCACAGACAGACGACGUGAGACUUUGGUUGUGGAGCGUAACUAGUGCCAACAUGAGAGAAAGCAGCUCUGCGGGGUUCCAGAGUAUCGUUGUUGCUGCCCAGGGCAACAUGGCUUCUGCAUUCACACAGCACCGCUCUGCUUUCCAGACCUGAUACCAUUCAGCUAUGCAGAGGUCUUUAGAAAUGCCCAGAACUUUCUAAGAACUCUACACUGAUGCUCUAAUCCUUCUAUCAACAUUUCCAUGGUUUUAUUUACCCUUUGCAGCCUUGUCCCUGAGGCCUCCCCCAACGCAGUUGGCAGCUCCUAAAGUCUCUAUCUCUGGCUCUUAUUAUUCUAGCUUCUUCUGUCGCUUUCCUGCUCCCCACCCAGGCUUGUGCUUACCCACAUCCCCACCCUAGUAAUUGUUACAGCCCCGCUAGCACUUACUGUCUGCCCCACUCUUUCACUGACCCAUUUUGGAUCAGAAGGCCUAAUUUACAAAUAGCCUAAUAUGUGCUCACCCCCCCAACAUGGGGCUUGGUUAUUCCUUAGCUAUUCUGUGUCAUUUUUGUUAUAUUGGUCGCUGUCCCAGAGAUGCUGCUGUAUCAAAAUGAGGAAAAAAAAAUCCUAAUGCAUUCCCCCAUUGUUAGAAGUGUUUUCAUUAAAUACAGUUCUUUAAAGGUCAA
Molecule: messenger RNA, 1676 nt
Organism: Xenopus tropicalis (tropical clawed frog)
Lineage: Eukaryota; Metazoa; Chordata; Amphibia; Anura; Pipidae
Gene: vdac3
Product: voltage-dependent anion channel 3
Exons: 10
Coding region: 47-949 (300 amino acids)
Biological process (GO): transmembrane transport; monoatomic anion transmembrane transport
Cellular component (GO): mitochondrial outer membrane
Molecular function (GO): voltage-gated monoatomic anion channel activity
Source: RefSeq, a predicted model, not a curated record